Messenger RNA from Lolium rigidum, 1499 nucleotides. Its product is annotated as enhanced ethylene response protein 5-like. The transcript is spliced from 12 exons. The record is from RefSeq and is a predicted model, not a curated record. The coding region runs from base 16 to 1245 and encodes 409 amino acids. Gene Ontology annotation, cellular component: transcription export complex 2. NCBI's taxonomy places the organism in Eukaryota, Viridiplantae, Streptophyta, Magnoliopsida, Poales, Poaceae. Gene Ontology annotation, biological process: poly(A)+ mRNA export from nucleus; transcription elongation by RNA polymerase II; post-transcriptional tethering of RNA polymerase II gene DNA at nuclear periphery. Gene Ontology annotation, molecular function: double-stranded DNA binding; RNA binding.
CCCCCCGCCCCGGAGAUGGCGGCGUAUCUGAGCAUGGGCGAGGCUCACCGCCGCAUCGCCGACUACCUCUCCCGCUUGGACGACGCCAUCUCCCAGUCCGACGGCGCCGACCUCGCCUCCCUCCUCGCCAUCUCCUCCGCCCCCGCCUCCACCCCGCUCUCCGACGCGCUCGCCGCUUUCCCAGAUUUCCCCCACCUCGCCUCCGACCGCUACCCCCACCUCUCCGACUUUCUCCCUCCGCUCCUCCGCGCCAUCCACUCCCACUCACUCCGCCGCUUCGGGGACGCCUACUCCUCCUUCGAGAAGGCUGCCAGCGCGUUCCUGCAGGAGUUCCGGAACUGGGAGACGCCUUGGGCGAUGGACGCGAUGCACACGGUGGCACUCGAGAUCAGGCUGCUAGCUGAGAAGGCAGAUAGGGAGCUUGCAAUGAGCGGGAAGAACCCUGACAAGCUGCAGGCGGCUGGGUCCUUCCUGAUGAAGGUUUUCGGUGCACUAGCGGUUAAAGGACCUAAGCGUGUUGGUGCACUGUAUGUUACCUGCCAGCUGUUUAAAAUUUAUUUCAGGCUUGGUACAGUUAACCUUUGCCGUAGUGUCAUAAGGAGUAUCGAAACAGCUAGGAAUUUUGAUUUUGAAGAUUUUCCUGUGAAAGACAAGGUUACUUAUAUGUAUUAUACUGGUCGCUUGGAGGUCUUCAAUGAGAAUUUUCUUGUUGCCGAUCAGAAGCUAACUUAUGCUUUGAUGUAUUGUAAUCCUCAAAGCGAAUUAAACAUGAGGAAAAUUUUGAAGUUUCUAAUCCCUGUAAAGCUGUCAAUUGGUGUUUUGCCAAGGAGGACCCUCCUGGAGAAGUACAAUCUGCUUGAGUAUGCAGAUAUUGUGACCUCACUUAGGAGAGGGGAUCUCAGGCUUCUCAAGCAGGCCCUUGAUAAACAUGAAGACCAAUUACUGAAAUGUGGUGUCUACCUUGUGCUGGAGAAACUUGAACUCCAGGUUUACCGGAGAUUAGUGAAGAAAAUCCAUAUCAUUCAGAGGCAGAAGGAGCCAGCUAAGGCGCAUCAAAUCAAGCUAGAGGUCUUGGUGAAGACUCUGAAAUGGCUUGGUAUCACCAUGGACGUGGAUGAGGUGGAAUGCAUCAUGGCGUGCCUAAUAUACAAGAAUCUCAUAAAAGGAUACUUUGCUCACAAGAGCAAGGUUCUUGUCCUCAGCAAGCAAGACCCCUUCCCAAAGUUGAAUGGGAAGCCUGUUUAGUCCAUAGCCAUGCCUGAUAGGCUUGUAAACUCGAUGAUAUUUCUCAUAUGUAUGAUCACACAGGCUUAUGUAGAAUUGCCGUGACUGAUGAUAAGAACAUCUGUACUCUUUUAUCUGUCAUGGUUGUAACUUGUAACAUGGUUGUAACUUGCAUUGCUUUAGAAGAGGUGCAAUACUGUGAGAUCUAUAUCUUUGUAAGCUAAUGGGAAGUUUUCUUGCAAUUAAGUAAAUGAAAGGUCCUCUUUGGCAAUUAA